This is a messenger RNA of Corylus avellana, 546 nucleotides long. Lineage: Eukaryota; Viridiplantae; Streptophyta; Magnoliopsida; Fagales; Betulaceae. The record is from RefSeq and is a predicted model, not a curated record.
AUGUCAUUAUAUGAAUUCGAAGUUGUUUUAUGGAAUCCUGCAACUAGAGAAACAAAGGUUGUCCCCAAAUCAAACCUGCCCCGCCUCCCACCCUAUUGGUAUCAGACCAUAAUUGAUUCUAUCGAAUUUGGUUUUGAUGCCAAAACUAAUGACUACAAGAUAAUCAACCUUCUUACUCCCUAUGACGAAGAAGUUAACUCAUUCGAUGAAACUUGUGAAAGGAUAAUCGAAAGUGAGGUAUAUAGCUUAAGUGCCGAUUCUUGGAGAAAAGGUGAUAGGUCCCUGUGCUGUACUGGUGAGCUUUAUAUCGGUGGUUUGAACACAUACAUCAAUGGCAUGGCUUCUUGGGAGCUAUCUGUUCGUGGUUGGGAGGGUGUCUUGUCAUUUGAAAUGAGCGACGAGGUAUUCCUAAAAACACCGGUGCCAGAUGAUGUUUUGAAUGAUCGUUGGAGUCACUUUUUCUUGUUGAAGGAAUCGAUUGCUAUGGCAGUUACUAUAACAGUUGAAGGUUGUAGCGUCCUAGAAUUUUCAAAGUUAUUUAAAUAG